Molecule: messenger RNA, 598 nt
Organism: Eublepharis macularius
Lineage: Eukaryota; Metazoa; Chordata; Lepidosauria; Squamata; Eublepharidae
Gene: MIF
Product: macrophage migration inhibitory factor
Exons: 3
Coding region: 99-446 (115 amino acids)
Molecular function (GO): phenylpyruvate tautomerase activity; cytokine activity
Source: RefSeq, a predicted model, not a curated record
GCAGAGCCGGCCAGGGCCCUUUAAGCGCGCGCCCGUGAGCAGCCUACAAAACAGGCGCGUGCUCAGCUUUCCGCUCCGUGAUCCCCGCUGCCGCCAAGAUGCCGAUGCUCGUGAUUAACACCAAUGUCAGCCGCGAGGCCGUACCGGAGAGCCUGCCCGGGGAGUUCACCCAGCAGCUGGCCAAGGCAACCGGCAAGCCAGCCCAGUAUAUCGCGAUCCACAUCGUGACCGACCAGCUGAUGUCUUUCGGCGGCUCAGCUGAGCCUUGUGCCCUGUGUAGCCUACACAGCAUCGGCAAGAUAGGCGGCCCGCAAAACAAGGCUUACUCGAAGUUGGUGUGUGAUCUGCUUACUAAACACCUGCAGAUACCAGCAGACAGGGUCUACAUCAACUAUUACGAUAUGAAUGCUAGUAACGUGGGCUGGAAUGGAUCCACCUUCGCGUAAGGCUCUUUGUGAGCAAUCUCUCUAAGGCCUUCUUUAGGCACAUCAGCCAUCACAGCCAAGUUCUCCCUACUGCGAGCUCCUUGCUGGUCUCUUGCGUGCUUCGUAGUUGUAACAUUUCUUCCAGUGGAAAACAAAUAAAAACCUAGAAGGAU